Molecule: messenger RNA, 2094 nt
Organism: Penicillium taxi
Lineage: Eukaryota; Fungi; Ascomycota; Eurotiomycetes; Eurotiales; Aspergillaceae
Exons: 8
Coding region: 1-2094 (697 amino acids)
Biological process (GO): DNA replication; DNA replication initiation
Cellular component (GO): DNA replication preinitiation complex; nuclear pre-replicative complex; nuclear origin of replication recognition complex
Molecular function (GO): DNA replication origin binding
Source: RefSeq, a predicted model, not a curated record
AUGGAUCCAGAUGGUCUAGAAGAUGCGCUGGACUUGUCUAAAGACAGGUCACAGAAUCAGGGCGUGUAUAUCUACCAACCUGCGAAGCCUGAGAAAGCUAGUGAACGACCCUCGAAACGCCGAAAGGUCUCGUCUACCAAUAAUAGAGAACUGAAUUCAGACUCAAAGACAUUCGUUUCUCUACUGAAUGGAGAGGAGAGCGUAGAGUGUGUGCAGCUGCGAUAUGACACCUAUAAACAGCUGUGGUCGGAACAGGAACGCAAGAUACAGGCUAUCCUCGAAGACGUCGAUGCUGGUGUUCUUAAGAACGUGCUAUCUUUUGUGAGGGAGACAUCACCUGAAACAUCGAAUGGAUGCAUGCCUACUGCUUUGGUCACCGUUGGCUCGAAUGUCUCGUCACUAACUAGAUUACUCUCACGUCUUAAUGAUCAAUUGACGGCAACCGGGGAGGGUGGUGUCGUUGUGUUAGAGUCUGGUGAUGCACCGAAUAUGAAAACGUCGUUAAAGAAUAUUAUUCGAGCAGCGGUCACGAAUACUGAAGGCAAUGAUGGGUACCAGAAGUUCCUCACAGAUCGCACCGGACCACGCAUGUUGGGAUACGAUCUGGACCUACUCAAUGAUUAUGUCCAGAGAAAAGGGACUAGAAAGCUAGUCAUCGCUUUGCGAGACAGUGAAGCCUUCGAUCCUGGUCUUUUGACAGAUCUCAUCUCCCUAUUCAAAUCUUGGCUUGAUCGCAUACCUUUUGUUAUACUUUUGGGAAUCUCAACUUCAGUCGAGCUAUUCGAAGGUCGACUCCCUCGCUCAUGCGUUGCUUUGCUCCAAGGGAAGCAUUUUGAGGUCCAUGAAGCGGGUAAUUGUGUAGAUCGUAUUUACGAGACCCUGCAGACCCAUUCAAAUGAGAAGCUAUGGAUCGGCCGCAAUAUCACUGGUACACUCAUUGAAAAAACUACAGACUAUUUCCAGACUCCGGAAGCAUUCAGUCGCAUGGUCAAGUAUGCAUAUAUGUCCCAUUUCUUUGCCAAUCCCUUGGCCAUUCUUCUGGGAGGAUCAAUUCCGUCCUCACUACCGCAAAGUCUCUUUUGCGAGGCAAUCAGAAACCUUCCGUCUUUCCGAAUGUUUUGUGAAGAUCUAAUCGAGGCCGGCUCGCCUGACGCAGCUCGAGGUUUGUUGGAAAAUGACGAACAUUUGCUGCAGCAAGCUCUCAGCCAUGUUGAAGCAGGCCAGCAAACCAUGCAUGAGGUCUUCCGCGCUGUUCUCCUUAUCUACAAAUGUCUCCAACACACACAAGGUGUGAAGAAGGCAAGUGUAGCAGAUCUCUCUGUCCGCGCCCUAGCAGGAGAGCUGAAUGACUCGCCACUUUUGGAGGAUAUGCUGGCCACGGUGCGCACUCUGGACUCUGAGAAAUUGCAAGAAGUGCUUGCCACCCUACCUGAGAAUAUGUCCGAUCAUGCAGCUCUCAGUACCAUUCAAGCAGAUCUCAAAACUAUGCUGGAAAGUCACCCAGACUCGGGACCACUGCGCAGUGAAUACAACAUCAACAGCUCUGUGGCGAAGACGACCGUCGUUCAACAACGCAUUCUUCUCAGCAAAGGCAAGGUUAACUUGUCAAAACAAGACACUGAAUAUACCAAAAUCAUUGACCGCUUGGUCGGUGCGCUACAUGAGUAUUUCGCCGAAACGCUGAUUCCUCCGCAGGAUCUUUUCAUGCAUGAGGCUUUCCUAUUUGAUCUACGCAGCCCUCUGAAAGAAACAUUUACGCCAAGGCCGCGCUUUGUCUUAGAGCGUGCUCUUGCCAGUCCCUUCGACUAUCUGAUCUCUUCGUCGGAGGCCACCAUGGAGACUAGAAUAUCCUCUAAGCAGCCGGCUACCGCCAUACUAUACCAGCUCUAUCUUGAAUCAGGAGCGUUGGUUAAUGUUCAUGACCUGUGGCAAGCAUUCCACGGAGUCUUUGAGAGUGAUCACAAUAAUUUCAACGACCGUGUUGUUAUGUCUUUAUUCUAUACUGCUUUGUCUGAACUCAAGUCGUUUGGCAUGAUUAAAAACAGUCGAAAGAAGACUGAUCACCUAGCGAAGUCAUCAUGGAUGGGGCUGUAG